AUGAGCAGAUUCUCAGGAGAAGAAGGGGUAGAUUCACAGGAGAAGAAGGAGCAGAUUCUCAGGAGAAGAAGGCGCAGAUUCCCAGGAGAAGAAGGGGUAGAUUCACAGGAGAAGAAGGCGCAGAUUCACAGGAGAAGAAGGGGUAGAUUCUCAGGAGAAGAAGGCGCAGAUUCACAGGAGAAGAAGGGAAGGCGCAGAUUCUUCCAGGAGAAGAAGGGGUUAGAUUUUCAUGGAGAAGAAGGGGUAGAUUCACAGGAGAAGAAGGCGCAGAUGUUCACAGGAGAAGAAGGGAUUUCACAGAAAGAAGGGGUUAGAUUCCACAGGAAGAGAACGGCGCAGAUUCACAGGAGAAGAAGUGGUAGCAUUCCUUUCCAGGAACAAAAGAAUAGGGGUAGAUUCACAGGGGGGGGAGGAGAAGAAGAGCCAGAUUCAACAUGGAGAACGAAGGAGCAGAUUCACAGGAGGAAGAAAAUGCGGGCAGAUUCAUCAGGGAGAAGACAAGGGGUACGAUUCUCAGGAGAAGAAGGGGUAGAUUCACGAAGGAGAAGAAGGUCCGCAGAUUCAACAGGAGAAGAAGGCGCAGAUUCACAGAGGGAAGAAGGCGCCAGAUUCAUUCACCGGAGGAAGAAGGGUUUAGAUUCUCAGGAGAAGAACGGGGUAGAUUCACAGGAGAAGAAUGGCGCAGGAUUCACAGGAGAAGAAGGGGUUGAGAAUUAUUGCAGGAGAAGAAGCAAGAAUGGGGUAGAUUCUUCAGGAGAAGAAGGGAUAGAUUCACAGGAGAAGAAGGCGCAGAUUCACAGGAGAAGAAGGGUAGAUUCUCUAGGAGGAAGAAGGGGUAGAGAUUCACAGGGAGAAGAAGGCGCAGAUUCACAGGAGAAGAAGGUGGGGGUAGAUUUACAGGACGAAGAAGGCGCAGAUUCACAGGAGAAGAAGGCGCAAGAUUCACAUUGGAGAAGAAGGGGUAGAAGGAAGGGGAUAGAUUUCUCAGGAGAAGAAUGGGUAGAUUCUUACCAGGGAAGAACGAAGGCGCCAGAUUCACAGGAGAAGAAGGGGUACAAUUUUACAGGAGAAGAAUGGAAGGCAGCAAUUCAUCAAGGAGAAGAAGGCGCAGAUUCAAGUCAUGAAGAAAGAAGGGAUUCACCAGAGAAAGAAGGGGUAGAUUCUCAGGAGGAAGAAGAAGGGGUAGAUUCACAGGAGAAGAAAGCGCAGAUUCACAGGGAGAAGAAGGCGCAGAUUCACAGGAGAACGAAGGAAGAAGGAAAGGGCAAGAGUUCUCUAGGAGAAAGAAGGGGGUUAGAUUCCAGGCAGGAAGAAGGCGCAAGGGGGAUUAACAGUAGAGAAGUGGUUAGAUUCCUCAGGAAAAGAAGGGUAAGGGAUUCACAGGAGAAGAAAGCGCAGGAUUCACAGGAGAAAGGGGUGCAGAUUCACAGGGAGAAGAAGGCGCCAGAUUCACAGGAGGAAGAAGGGGUAGAUUGCCUCAGGAGAAGGCAAGGGGUCGAUUCACAGGAGAAGAAGGCGCAAGGAUUCACAGGAGGAAGAAGGCGCAGAUUCCAGGAGAAGAAGGGCGGCCAGAUUUCACAGGAAAGAAGUGGUAAGGGAUUUCUCAGGAGAAGAAUGGGUUAUUCACAGGAGAAGAAUGGCGCAGAUUCACAGGAGAAGAAGGGGGCCGACAGGCGGACAGGAAGAAGAAGGCGGCAGAUUCCAGGAGAAGGGGUAGAUUCUCAGGAGAAGAAGGGUAGAUUCCCAGGAGAAGAAGGCGCAUAUUCACAGGAGAAGAAGGGGAGAAAGAAGGGCGCAGAAUGCUUCAAAGGAGAAGAAGGGGUUAAGAUUUCUCAUGGAGAAGAAGGGGGUAUGAUUCACAGAGAAGAACGGCACAUUUCACAAGGAUACGAAGGGGUAAGAUUCACAGAGGAAGAAGAAGGGGUAGACUUCACUAGGAGAAGAAGGCGCAGAUAUUCACAGGAGAAGAAACGGGAGGAAGAAAGAGGCAGAUUCCAGGAGGAUAAGGAAGGCCAGAUUCAACAGGAGAAGAAGGCGGGCAGAUUUCAGCAUGGAGAAAUGAAGGCGGGCAAGAAUUCUCAGGAUAAGAAAAGGGGGAGCAAGGGGAGGGCGACAGAUUCUCAGGAGAAGAAGGCGCAGAUUCUCAGGAGAAGAAGGGGUAGAUUCUCAGGAGAAGAAGGGGCAGAUUCUCAGGAGAAGAAGGCGCAGAUUCUCAGGAGAAGAAGGCGCAGAUUCUCAGGAGAAGAAGGCGUUAGAUCCCAGGAGAAGAAGGGGGUAGAUUCACAGGAGAAGAAGGGCAAGAGAUUUCCCAGGAGAAAGAAGGCGCCCAGAUUCCAGGAGAGAGGGCAGGCGCAAGAUCACAGGAGAAGAAGGCGCAGAUUCCCAGGAGAAAGAAGGCGCAUUAGUUCUCAGGAGAAGAACGGGGGUAGAUUCCCAGGAGAAGAAGGCGCAGAUUCUCCCAGGAAGAAGGGCGCAGAUUCACAGGAGAAGAAGGCGUAG
Molecule: messenger RNA, 2499 nt
Organism: Macrobrachium nipponense
Lineage: Eukaryota; Metazoa; Arthropoda; Malacostraca; Decapoda; Palaemonidae
Product: trichohyalin-like
Exons: 11
Coding region: 1-2499 (832 amino acids)
Source: RefSeq, a predicted model, not a curated record